AUGAUAAAGACUUUGAUUUGCCUCUCCCUCAUUCUCCUCCCUCUCAUCUCUGCGGAGGGAGGAAUUGUCUCUGUCUGGAAGACGGUCGAUGCCUUGGCUCCGGAGAUUGAAUUAAUCGCCAGAUUUGCAGUUGAUGAGCAUAACAAGCAGUCGAAGGAGGUUCUUGAGUUCGUGAAGGUCGUCCAAGCAAAGGUGCAAACAGUCGUCGAUACAAUAUACAAUCUGAUCAUCGAGGCGAAGAAUGGCGCCGAUGGUCCGGACGAGAACUUCGAGGCCGUUGUGAUUAUACAUGAAAACAAUAAGGCCCUUAUUUCAUUCGAGGUGGCGGCAUAGAUCGAAAUUUUGAUUUUUAUUAAAACUUCGUUCUUUGUCUGAUAUCAUGAUUUGAAGCUUUGACAUUAUAUGUUGUUUUCGGAUAAAAAUAAAUGGGAGAUGUGUUCUUUUUUCUGAGUUUCAACAAAAGACUCUUGUGUUGUUGACAUUUAUAUGUUUGUUGUUGUUCUUGUAUUUGAAUAAAAAUUAAAUGGGAGAUAUGCC
Molecule: messenger RNA, 537 nt
Organism: Eruca vesicaria subsp. sativa (arugula)
Lineage: Eukaryota; Viridiplantae; Streptophyta; Magnoliopsida; Brassicales; Brassicaceae
Source: the annotation of a GenBank genome assembly